Fonsecaea multimorphosa CBS 102226 is the source of this 402-nucleotide messenger RNA. RefSeq lists its product as uncharacterized. Bases 1 to 402 code for a protein of 133 amino acids. NCBI's taxonomy places the organism in Eukaryota, Fungi, Ascomycota, Eurotiomycetes, Chaetothyriales, Herpotrichiellaceae. The record is from RefSeq and is a predicted model, not a curated record. The transcript has 2 exons.
AUGCCGGAUGAGAUGCAAGAAGCUCCCUUCAACCAGCAUGGUGUUCGUCUGGAUCGUGGCUUGGCACUGGCAAGAGCUUACAAGACCAUGUGGAAUGCUUCGUUGUAUGGUCCUGUGGCAGCGCAGUCCGAUAUUGCCGUCUGUGACGACCACAAAUCUGUCAACGCGUCCGACUGUGGCCAGAUCGUGGCUGACUUGCGCGAUCGUGGUGCCGACGAGGUUCCGGCGCUCAACGCAACCAGGGGGAAUGGGUUCACAAUCGCGAAGUCGCGGCUGCGGCGCAGUCCAUCUACGACACCUGUACCAAACACUACCGAUGGCAUGGUUGGAGGGAGUCAUGUUGUGAGACACGUCGGCAAUUGUGGAGCCACGGUGACGUUCCUGCCAAAUCCUGUCAACUGA